GUAAAGAAAAAUAAUCGGGAAAUCUCCCAUUCCCUCUUCCCGCUCGCCUCGAGAAAGCAGCGACACUCCUGCUUCGGCGUCGUUGCCCUCUUCCACCGGCGGAGGACGAGUAAUGAUGCAGCCGGGAGACUGCGACGACCGUGAUGACAUCGACGCUUUCGCUCGCUUUCUCAUCACUCAUCACUCCCCUCAACUCCGUUCCAUCCUCCUUUCUCCCGAUCCCAAUCUCCAUUACCCGAUCGUCGUCGAAUUCGCGGAACUAUUGGAAUUCGAUCCUCCCCUCGCUCACCUUCUAUUCUCCCAUCCCUCCGAUCACCUCCCGCACUUUGAUGAAGCCGCUCGUCGCUGCCAGGAUGUCAUUCUUCAAGAACCCGAUUUUUCGGGUCAUAAGUCCAGCAAGAAGUAUCACGUUCAUAUCAGAAUCAGCACCGCAGGAUCCCCGCUGGAAUCCCCAGAGACGUUUCCAAGCAUUGGGCGGGUGAGGGUUAGGCAUCGAGGAAUCCUUCUCACGCUCAAGGGGACUGUUAUCCGAUCAGGGGCCAUAAAAAUGAUUGAGUGGGAGCAGAUUUACGAGUGUAGGAAAUGCAAGCACAGGUUCAAAGUUCAUCCUGAGCUGGAAUCUGGAAAGUCCAUAAAACCUCCCACCUCUUGUCCUUCUCGGAGGUCUAAGAGUUGUGAAGGAACCUACUUCAUACCUAUAGAAGACAGUAAAGUAUGCCAAGAUUUCCAAGAGAUAAAAAUUCAAGAAAGCACACAACUGUUAGGUGUUGGAUGCAUACCACGUUCAAUUUCAGUUAUUCUAAUGAAUGACCUUGUUGAUAUGGUCAAAGCUGGGGAUGAUGUAAUAGUAACCGGCAUUUUGUCAGCAAAGUGGUCUUCAGAUUUAAAGGAUGUCCGCUGUGAUCUGGACCCUAUUUUACUUGCUGAUUUUGUAAGACGAACAAAUGAUCUGAAAUCUGAAAUUGACAUACCUGAUGAAGCAAUUAAGAAUUUUGAGCAAUUCUGGUCACACUACAAAGCUACGCCACUUAGAGGAAGAAAUGCCAUUCUACAAGGAAUCUGCCCACAAGUUUUUGGUCUGUUCACUGUGAAGCUUGCAGUUACUCUGACACUGAUUGGUGGUGUCCAACAUGUGGAUGCUUCUGGAACGAAGGUUCGUGGAGAAUCUCACUUGCUUCUUGUUGGAGAUCCAGGUACUGGUAAGUCCCAAUUUCUAAAGUUUGCGGCAAAGCUAAGCAACCGAUCUGUGAUUACUACUGGACUAGGCAGUACCAGUGCAGGCUUAACUGUUACUGCUGUGAAGGAUGGAGGGGAAUGGAUGUUGGAGGCUGGUGCCCUUGUCUUGGCUGAUGGAGGGCUUUGUUGCAUAGAUGAAUUUGAUAGCAUGCGAGAGCAUGAUAGAGCAACCAUACAUGAAGCAAUGGAGCAACAAACUAUCAGUGUGGCAAAGGCUGGUCUCGUGACUACUCUGAGUACCAGAACUACAGUAUUUGGUGCAACUAAUCCGAAGGGACAAUACGAUCCUAUCCAACCAUUGUCUGUCAAUACAACUCUGUCUGGACCACUUCUGAGCAGAUUUGAUAUAGUUCUUGUUCUCUUGGACACCAAAAAUCCUGAAUGGGAUGCCAUCGUAUCAUCUCAUAUUCUAGGAAUUAAAGGAGAACCAAGAAGUGAAAGUGAUGAACCUGAAACAAAUAUCUGGUCAUUAAUGAUGCUUCGGAGGUAUAUUUACUAUGUGAAGGAACAUUUUAAACCUGUGUUAACAAAGGAGUCAGAAAGAAUUAUUUCAAGUUAUUAUCAACUCCAACGAAGAUCUGCAACACAUAAUGCAGCUAGGACAACUGUGCGAAUGCUUGAGAGUUUAAUAAGGUUGGCACACGCACAUGCAAGACUCAUGUUCAGAAAUGAGGUUACUCGUCUUGAUGCUAUUGCUGCAAUAUUAUGUGUUGAAUCAUCAAUGACAACAUCAGCAAUUGUGGACACCGUUGGAAAUGCUUUGCACUCCAACUUUACUGAUAAUCCUGAUGAGGAAUAUGCAAAGCAAGAGGAGUUAAUUUUGGAGAAGCUUAUUGCGGUAGAAUAAUACAAAUAGGACAAGGUACAUGCAACUUGCUCUCGGAAGAAGGCACAUGCAGCAGUUGGGCCUCGGUAGAAGACUGGAGAACAAUGAAUUGGUGAAAUUCUGAUUAUAAAAAUGACUUUGUAUCAUUAGAUUAUGUAGUCAUACCCUGUUUUAAGUAUACUUAUAUUUAGUAGAUAAUUAAGGUGUACUCUUUUACCAUCCGAUUCACCUGAUUUGGAAUUAAAAAUGGGGCAGGGAUUAAAUCGUGACGGACG
Messenger RNA from Zingiber officinale, 2337 nucleotides. Its product is annotated as probable DNA helicase MCM9. The coding region runs from base 113 to 2083 and encodes 656 amino acids. The record is from RefSeq and is a predicted model, not a curated record. Gene Ontology annotation, cellular component: MCM complex; nucleus. The transcript is spliced from 20 exons. NCBI's taxonomy places the organism in Eukaryota, Viridiplantae, Streptophyta, Magnoliopsida, Zingiberales, Zingiberaceae. Gene Ontology annotation, biological process: double-strand break repair via homologous recombination. Gene Ontology annotation, molecular function: ATP hydrolysis activity; ATP binding; single-stranded DNA helicase activity.